CAAAAGCUAUUUUUCAAAACCCAAAAUCAAGAACAACAUAAACUCAGCAAACCUAUUUUUUUUCAAAACCCUAAAAAACGAAAUAGAAGAAGGAGGCUUAUCUGGAGACGGGAGGCAUCAUCGUCGGCAGCUUCAUCUUCUUCUCUUUCCAACAAAUCGACCACUCACCCUCCACCACCACAACUCAACGAUAUCACCCUUCUUCACCUCCGAUUAAAUCCAUUCUACCGGACCACCACCUUUCGUUUCUUCUUCCGCCGUCACAAACCCUUGCGUCCCCAAUUUCCAUCUCUUCCGGCACAAAACCUAAUCCAGAUGCAGAUCUUCGUCAAAACCCUGACGGGGAAAACCAUCACCCUCGAGGUCGAGUCUUCCGACACCAUCGACAAUGUCAAAGCAAAGAUCCAAGAUAAGGAAGGAAUCCCACCGGACCAACAACGACUGAUCUUCGCCGGCAAACAGCUAGAAGACGCCCGCACUCUUGUUGACUACAACAUCAAGAAGGAAUCCACACUCCACCUUGUUCUCCGUCUCCCUGGUGGAGCCGAGAAGCGUAAGAAGAAGACCUACACCAAGCCGAAGAAGAUUAAGCACAAGCAUAGGAAGGUGAAGCUAGCUAUUCUUCAGUUUUACAAGGUCGCUCAUUCUGGGGAAAUUUUGAAGUUGUUAGCGAGUUUUAGUGCAGAUCCGAAAGCAAAUUGAAAAAGGAGAAAAAGAGAAGCAAAAGAGAAAGAUUCUACCCAUUAUACCUAGAUGGCGUUCUCCAUGUGUAUAUGGCGUUCGAUAUUGGCCUUCCUGCCACGUCAUUUAAUUAUCAAGGCAAUGGCGUUCGCCAUUAUCAUGGAGAAGCAGUUCUGCGCUAGUGGGCAGUUUUGUGCAGUUUUAUCCAACCUAUUUUCUCUCCACUUUGCUUG
Molecule: messenger RNA, 914 nt
Organism: Lathyrus oleraceus (garden pea)
Lineage: Eukaryota; Viridiplantae; Streptophyta; Magnoliopsida; Fabales; Fabaceae
Product: ubiquitin-like
Exons: 2
Coding region: 316-702 (128 amino acids)
Molecular function (GO): protein binding
Source: RefSeq, a predicted model, not a curated record